CACGGAGAUGGCUCGUAUGUUUUUCGAACUGUGUUAAUAAGCUACUCUCUCUCAACCAGAAGUGAACUCAAUUAACCCAACUCUCUCCCUCACUCACAAACAAACACAGAGGUCUUUUUCCUGAUCUUCCUCCUCAAAUGCGAAUUGAAGUCUCUUCAUAGAAUUGAAGAAAAUCAGCUGUAAAAAUAUAAGAAGGUAGACAAUAGAAACAGAAAUUUGAAGAGAAAUGGAAAACUCGGACAUAUCGCUGGGAUUGCACGACUUCCUAGAACGGAUGCGCCAUCCAUCCGCCGCCGAUUUUGUCAAAUCCAUUAAAAGCUUUAUCGUCUCCUUUUCAAACCAUGCUCCUGAUCCGGAAAGGGACAGUGCUCUCGUGCAGGAGUUCCUUGCCAACAUGGAAACGGCUUUCAAGGCUCAUCCGCUUUGGGCUGGUUGCUCUGAGGAGGAGCUCGAGAGUGCUGGCGAAGGACUUGAGAAGUAUGUUAUGACAAAGUUAUCUUCCCGUGUAUUUGCUUCAGUUCCAGAUGACGUGGAAGUUGAUAAGCAACUUUCUGAGAAGAUAUCCUUGAUUCAACAGUUCAUUCGACCAGAAAAUUUAGAUAUUAAGCCUGCCUUUCAAAAUGAAACAUCAUGGCUGCUUGCCCAAAAAGAGCUGCAAAAGGUUAACUUAUACAGAGCACCAAGAGACAAGCUUGUGUGUAUCCUCAAUUGUUGCAAAGUCAUAAAUAAUUUACUGUUCAAUGCCUCAAUGGCUUCAAAUGAGAAUCCUCCUGGAGCUGAUGAAUUUCUUCCUGUUUUGAUUUAUGUCACUAUAAAGGCAAAUCCCCCACAACUGCACUCGAAUUUGUUGUAUAUUCAACGGUACAGGUGUCAAUCUCGACUAGUUGGAGAAGCAGCCUAUUUUCUUACGAACAUUCUCUCUGCAGAGUCUUUCAUCUCAAACAUUGAUGCAAAAUCACUUUCAAUGGAGGAAUCUGAAUUUGAAAAAAACAUGGAACUUGCUCGAGACCUUACUGGCCUUUCAACUGAUUUGAAUGGUCUGUCUACUCAAAGUGAUCAAAAUGCAGGAAACAAUUCCAGAGCAGAACUUAUGGAAUCCAAACAUCGAGCUUUGAGCUCUAAGAAGGAAAGGGACUUGUCAAUUGGAUCUAGAUCUUCUGAAGUGACAUCUAUGAGUAAGGAUCUGCAAUAUGCCAAAGAUGAGUCGCCAAUGGAAAAGAUUUCAUCACUCUCAGAUAUAGAGAAUAAAGGAGCAACUUUGCUUUUGAAGGAGGAUCUGACAAGUCAGGUCCUUAGAGAAUACCCAUACUUGUUUGCCAGUGUUGGUGAUCUAACAAUCAAUGAUGUAGAAGGCCUACUAAAUAAUUACAAACAACUUGUCUUCAAGUAUGUUUGUCUUUCUAAAGGGCUGGGUGUUGCUAAUCCAUCUCUUCCUUUGACUAGUUCUCAGACGCAAGUUCAUGGUGAUGUCAAAACUCUGAACUAUGACCAAAAUACCACAGCAGUAGAGGCAAAUAAAGAGUCACGUAAACAUACUGGUAUGACAGAUGGUUUAAAUAUGGUUUCCCUUGUUGACGAAGAGAAUGUUGAAUUGAAGCCCAGGAACCAUCAAGAUAGCACAGCAGGAGAGCCAAAUGACGAGUCACAGACACAUACUAGUAUGACAGAUGGUUCAAAUAUGCUUUCCCUUGUUGGUGAAGAGAUUCUUGUAUCAAAGCCUAAGCAGAACGAGGCAAUGGUGUCUCAGUAUGAGGGAAAGGAUGAGAAUUCUCAAUGAUAGCCACUGGGACAUGCCUCGAGAUGAGGAAAAGCAUGAGAGUUCUUAACAAUAGCUCACGAGGGCAUGUCUACUGUGGGAGUAAAAUGACUCGGUACUACAGUGGCCAUCAGAGCUACAGUUAUAACACUAUCUUAUUUUGAUGUUGCAACGAGUAAGUUAUAACACUAUCAGUCAAUGUGUGGUGAGACCUUUCAGCGAGGAAAUGGAAUUGAUCAUUCCCUCUUUCUUACCUUCAUCAAAUAGCAUUUCCCCGGAGAAAUGGAUUUGAUAGCAGCUCGAUUCUGCAAAGCCUCAACCCAGACCACACACGAAAUUUGUUAAAUACUUGUAGAACAAUUUGAUUAGCCAUGAUAAGGUUGCAUUUGAAAACUGGAUGAUUAUUUUCUUGCCUUCAUUGCCUGUCUAUUUACCUCAAUCAAAAGGCAUGUCUUUGCAGUUCUUUU
Populus nigra (black poplar) is the source of this 2223-nucleotide messenger RNA. Its product is annotated as vacuolar protein sorting-associated protein 9A-like. NCBI's taxonomy places the organism in Eukaryota, Viridiplantae, Streptophyta, Magnoliopsida, Malpighiales, Salicaceae. Gene Ontology annotation, cellular component: cytosol; endocytic vesicle. The coding region runs from base 227 to 1777 and encodes 516 amino acids. Gene Ontology annotation, biological process: vesicle-mediated transport. The transcript is spliced from 5 exons. Gene Ontology annotation, molecular function: guanyl-nucleotide exchange factor activity; small GTPase binding. The record is from RefSeq and is a predicted model, not a curated record.